This is a messenger RNA of Asterias rubens (European starfish), 1567 nucleotides long. RefSeq names its product sodium- and chloride-dependent GABA transporter 1-like. The record is from RefSeq and is a predicted model, not a curated record. Gene Ontology annotation, biological process: sodium ion transmembrane transport. Lineage: Eukaryota; Metazoa; Echinodermata; Asteroidea; Forcipulatida; Asteriidae. Gene Ontology annotation, cellular component: membrane.
ACGACGCGUGCUAAGUGUUUCAAGUGGUCUAAGCGACGUGGGACGCAUCCGCUGGGAGUUGGUUGCAUGUGUAGCUCUAGCAUGGAUCCUUACCUUCUUAUGCAUAUGGAGGGGCGUCAAGACAACUGGGAAGAUCGUUUGGUUUACUGCUCUGGUGCCGUAUUUGAUUCUGUUGAUUCUCUUGAUCAACGGACUCUUACUCGAGGGAUCAAUGGAUGGGAUUCUAUUUUACAUCACACCAACUUUUGACAAACUUGGUGAACCAACGGUAUGGGUAGAUGCAGCGACGCAGAUCUUCUUUUCGUACGGUGUUGGUAUUGGUUCUCUCAUCUCACUCGGUAGCUACAACCCCUACAGGAAUAACUGCUUGUUUGACACUCUGGUGGUAGGCGUGGUGAAUGCUGCAACGAGUCUCUUUGCUGGUCUUGUCAUCUUUGCUGUCUUGGGAUAUAUGGCUUUUGUCCAAGAAGUGCACGUAAAAGACGUCGUCGAUGAAGGUCCGGGUUUAGCCUUCGUUGCCUAUCCCACGGCUGUCGACACGAUGGCUGGGGCACCGUUCUGGUCAGUGCUGUUCUUUGGCAUGUUGAUUAUGCUAGGACUCGACAGUCAGUUCUGUGUUGUUGAGGGAUUUGCAACCUCUAUCAUGGACGCCUGGCCCCAGUUUAAUCUCCGGAAAAGACGCAGCCAGUUCCUGGUCGCAAUUUGCGUUAUCGACUUCUUCCUUAAUCUCUUUUGUAUAACUGAGGGAGGAGUUUACAUAUUCCAGUUGAUGGAUACCUACGCUGCUAGUGGGAUGCCUCUGUUAUGGGUAGCUGGUUGGGAGUGUGUGGCCGUUUCAUAUGGUUAUGGUACCAGACGAAUGUACAAUGACGUCACCACCAUGUUAACCUUCACCCCAGGGUGGUUCUGGCCAAUAAGCUGGGCCAUACUUACUCCCCUCGUGUCAUUUGGGAUAUUCAUCUUUAGUCUGGUUGCCUAUAAGGGGCCGAAGUAUGGAGAGGAUUAUUACUACGAUUCAACAGGUGAAAUGCUGGGUUGGUUUAUGGCUCUGGCUCCUAUGCAGUGGAUCCCAAGCUACGCUAUCUACCUUUUUAUCGUUACCCCAGGAACAAUGCGUGAGCGUCUUCAGUAUAUGACCACGCCACUAGUCUUCCCGAAGGAAGCUCAAAACCCUCUGAGCCCCACGGAGCAGGUCACUCUGGAGCAUUACGAGUCGAAACGAGACGACCCGAUGAUUACGUCACCAUUACGACAAGAGGCAAAUACGGAUCAUGCAGAGGAAAAAUAGGUGCUGUGUGUCUUUUUAAAAACCUGGGACCAAUUUCAUAGAGCUACUGUUGCUUACAAAUGUUGUGCUUAGCAUAAAAUGUGCAGGAUACCAGUCACAAUAUGUAAACGUGGCAAGGUUAUUUGGCUGUAAACGUAUACUAAAAAUGUAUAUAUAUAGAAAGGUUUUCAGUAACACCAUGUAAGGAUAAUCUCGGAUUGAGUUGCUGUGGUUCUAAAAAGAACCGUUGUUCAUAAUAAUAAUAAUAAUAACCCGUUUUUAUAUAGCGCUUUUCACACC